Molecule: messenger RNA, 742 nt
Organism: Erythranthe guttata (spotted monkey flower)
Lineage: Eukaryota; Viridiplantae; Streptophyta; Magnoliopsida; Lamiales; Phrymaceae
Source: RefSeq, a predicted model, not a curated record
AAUCAAAUUGAACGAAGGCGGAAUUGAAGAUGGGAAAAUUACGAUGCUCCGACGAAGAGUACGUAUCCGCAACAGAAGAGUUAAUCAAGGAAGUCCGUGAAAUAAUCGACAUCACGGAAACGGAUAUGAAAAAGUACGUAGAUGUUUCCGCCAUACUCAAACUCCUAAAGCAUCCGCUUCCACGCGUAAACGACGUGUUUCCGGACCUAAUCCCCGAUGAUAAUAAUGAUGACAUCGACGAUGACGACGAUGAUGAUGACGACGAUGAUGAUGAUGAUGAUAUUGAUGAUGAUUACGUGGAGAUGAUGUCGAAGAAGGUUGAACAAUUGGAUAAUGAGCGAGACCAAGUGUCGAUGGAGAUGACGCAGACUGUGAUGAUGAUGGGGCACCUGGCUUUAGGUAAGGGGGGUGUCCACCCCCAUAUGCAUAUCCACAAUGACAAGAUUGUGUCUAUAUCGAAACGGUACAUCACCCGAGUGGACAAGGCUAUGGAGAUUUAUUUCGAGAAAUUAGGUCUCCCGCCUUACGUCAAUCCAGUCAUCGCACGUGGUGGUGGUGAGGAGUUGCUCGUCGAGAUGUUUAAACGAAUGGAACAACAGCAAUCGGAAUAGGGCAUCAUGUCGUCGUGUGCGGUUGAUUUUAGUAUUUUAAUUAUUGUUAUUUUUAUUUUAUUUUUGUUUUCUCCGUCUUAAUAAUAUUGGACUAGUAUCGUAUUUUUGUUGUGCAUUUUGUUUCGAGUAAA